Cooperia oncophora is the source of this 558-nucleotide messenger RNA. Lineage: Eukaryota; Metazoa; Nematoda; Chromadorea; Rhabditida; Trichostrongylidae. The record is from the annotation of a GenBank genome assembly.
AUGCAUCCUGAAGAAGGUAUUAUCAGCUCUUAUUCUCACCUUUGGUGUAUGGGUAAGACAGAUCUUACAAACCUUGUAGUAUAUUGUGCGGCCAAUAAUAAUGAAACGGCGGAGCGAAUGAGAAUAGCGCACUUUAUCUUAUGUGGUAUUGACAUAUUUUCAUUGGUUGGUAUGACACUAUUGUACGUAUUCAAUGUCGCUGCUAUGAAGAGGAAUUUCUCCGAUCUGCAAUCCUCUUAUCAACUGCGUGAGAACGACAGCGUGUUUCGACUUCUUCUUCCUUUGGUGGUUUUUAAUGGAACCUGCCAUCUAACCUCCUCGAUAUCUACUGGAGUGCUCAUAACAUUUAGAGAACACUUUUCCUAUGUGACGUACAGAACGUUUUUGGGAUCCACUUACACCGUUCCGUACUUCACUUUGGUGUCGCCAUUUCUGCUGUGGUUUAUUAUUAGGAAGUCGAAGCGAAUCCGUGUGGAGAAGCUGAAGAUGCUUGGACGACACCCAGGCAACGAAAGGGACUUAUACUUCAGGGUAUACAGUAGAAUGUGGAAUAAGUGA